This is a messenger RNA of Nicotiana attenuata, 1112 nucleotides long. RefSeq lists its product as uncharacterized. Gene Ontology annotation, molecular function: growth factor activity. The record is from RefSeq and is a predicted model, not a curated record. The transcript is spliced from 3 exons. Lineage: Eukaryota; Viridiplantae; Streptophyta; Magnoliopsida; Solanales; Solanaceae. The coding region runs from base 411 to 896 and encodes 161 amino acids. Gene Ontology annotation, biological process: regulation of root meristem growth.
GGGUUAGUUAAAGGUGUAGAUAUAUAGGCCAACAAAACAAACUAAUCCUCGUAGCAUGCAUGGCGGCAGACAACUAUAUCUUCCAUUCCACGCUAUCAUAGCCCUUUUCCUUAACAUCCUGAUGAAUUAAUCAACGAAGAAAAGACCAUCUUCCACUUCUUAAUUGUUUUAUUUUGUUCACUGCUCCUUUUCUAUUAGUAAGUCAGUCUUUUGAGUUUUCCCAGGUACUUUUUGUGCUCAGUAUGUAUACCAUUUUUUUAAACAAUGACAAAAAGUUAGUUGUUCUAACCCUAGCUUUGACUUAGGUUUAGAAUUUGGGCUUUCUAUAAAUCUCCCACUUUCCUUUCAUGUGCAUCCUCUCCUUUGUUGCAGAGUAACAGAUAUACCCUUAACCAAAAGAAAGAGUCAAAAUGGUGUCCUUAAGUUUUAGUUCCUUUACGCUUGUUCUGUUGUUCAUUUUCCUAACCAUAAAGGUUUCAAUUGCUCGUAGUCAGCAAGCAAAGCAAACCUUUGUUGUGGUCUAUGAAGCAGAAAAUGGUUUUGCCAUGGAACUAGCUGGGAGUCAUCAGAGUGUGGAGAAGGAAGUUUUGGAUGGUGUAGCAGCAGCUGCUGUACUCAGUACAGGCAGAAUGGUAGGAAGAAAAAUGAUGAUAGAAAGAAGAAAUAUGAAGCAAGUGGAAGCUAGCAUCAAGAGUACAGAGGAAGAUUCAAAGGAUUCAGGUGCAAGUGCAACCCAUUCUGUUGGAAAUUUAAACCGAAAAAGGCAGGGAAAGUUGAGAGUAAUGUCAAGUAAAAUGAAUACUAGCCAUUCAGUGUCCAAGGUCAAUACAGGAAGUUUCGUGGCUCUUAAUGCUGAUUAUCACAUGGCAAGACCGCACCCUCCUAAGAAUAAUUGAGAGAAAUUAACUUUUUGCCGUUUUAGAUCUAAUUAGAUGUUUUUUUCUUUGUAGUUAGAUGUUCUUGUGAAAAAGGACUAGUAUACUUGUAUGUAUCCAAUAGAAAAUCAAGAAAAGAAGAAUUUUCAAAUUCACAUAUGUGCAAGAGUAUCGCAAUUCUUUGUAGUGCAUCCAUUCUUUUUACAAGCAAAGUGAAUGGAUAUAUCCUUUCUUUUA